Messenger RNA from Cuscuta campestris, 2266 nucleotides. The record is from the annotation of a GenBank genome assembly. NCBI's taxonomy places the organism in Eukaryota, Viridiplantae, Streptophyta, Magnoliopsida, Solanales, Convolvulaceae.
CGUAGAACAGUCUAGACUCCCCAAUCCCUCCUUUAUUAGCUCCCCAAUCCUUUCACAUUUCUCUCGCAAGACUCGAUCAAAUCUGCAAAGUUUUCAUCAAAAGCUCUCAAAGCUCUCUUAUAGCGUUGUUUCAUACUCUGCCUUUUGAUUUUAACUGAAGGAAGACGGAUAUGGCCGGAAAAGGUGAAGGACCUGCGAUCGGAAUCGAUCUCGGAACGACGUACUCCUGCGUCGGAGUGUGGCAGCACGACCGUGUCGAGAUCAUAGCCAAUGACCAAGGCAACCGGACGACGCCAUCCUAUGUCGCGUUCACUGACACCGAGCGUCUCAUCGGCGAUGCCGCGAAGAAUCAAGUCGCUAUGAACCCUAUCAACACCGUUUUCGAUGCUAAGCGCCUGAUUGGGAGGAGAUACAGCGAUCCCUCCGUGCAGAGUGACAUGAAGUUAUGGCCAUUCAAGGUGAUUGCUGGACCUGGUGACAAGCCUAUGAUAGUUGUGACAUACAAGGGCGAGGAGAAGCAGUUUUCUGCUGAGGAGAUCUCUUCCAUGGUCCUAACCAAGAUGAAGGAGAUUGCAGAGGCUUAUCUAGGAACCACGAUCAAGAAUGCAGUGGUCACAGUCCCUGCUUACUUCAAUGACUCCCAGCGCCAGGCCACAAAGGAUGCCGGAGUCAUCUCUGGCCUCAAUGUCAUGCGCAUCAUCAAUGAGCCUACCGCUGCCGCCAUUGCAUACGGUCUGGACAAGAAAUCAAGCAGCUCGGGCGAGAAGAACGUGCUCAUCUUUGAUCUCGGCGGUGGCACUUUCGAUGUUUCUCUUCUCACCAUUGAAGAGGGCAUCUUCGAGGUGAAGGCCACAGCCGGAGACACUCAUUUGGGAGGAGAAGAUUUUGAUAACAGGAUGGUCAACCACUUUGUUCAGGAGUUCAAGAGGAAGAACAAGAAGGAUAUCAGUGGGAACCCUCGGGCACUGAGGAGGCUGAGAACUGCCUGCGAGAGGGCGAAGAGGACGCUUUCUUCCACCGCUCAGACCACCAUUGAAAUCGAUUCCUUGUUCGAGGGCAUUGAUUUCUACACCACCAUUACCAGGGCGAGGUUCGAGGAGCUGAACAUGGAUCUGUUCAGGAAGUGCAUGGAGCCCGUGGAGAAGUGUCUCAGAGACGCCAAGAUGGAUAAGAGCAGCGUCCACGAUGUUGUUCUUGUUGGGGGAUCUACCAGGAUCCCUAAAGUUCAACAAUUGUUGCAGGAUUUCUUCAAUGGCAAAGAGCUCUGCAAGAGCAUCAACCCUGAUGAAGCCGUCGCCUACGGUGCAGCUGUCCAGGCUGCCAUUCUCACCGGAGAAGGCAACCAGAAGGUCCAGGACUUGCUUCUGUUGGACGUCACUCCUCUGUCUCUCGGCCUGGAGACUGCCGGCGGCGUUAUGACGGUGUUGAUCCCAAGGAACACCACCAUUCCCACCAAGAAAGAGCAAAUCUUCUCCACUUACUCCGACAACCAGCCCGGCGUCCUGAUCCAGGUCUACGAGGGUGAGAGGACCAGGACCAAGGAUAACAAUCUGCUGGGCAAAUUCGAGCUCUCCGGAAUCCCACCGGCCCCAAGGGGAGUCCCUCAGAUCACCGUCUGCUUCGACAUCGACGCCAAUGGCAUCCUCAACGUGUCUGCAGAGGACAAGACGACUGGCCAGAAGAACAAGAUCACCAUCACCAACGACAAAGGGCGGCUGUCGAAGGAGGAGAUUGAGAGGAUGGUGCAGGAGGCGGAGAAGUACAAGUCCGAGGACGAGGAGCACAAGAAGAAAGUGGACGCCAAGAACGCCUUGGAGAACUACGCUUACAACAUGAGGAACACGAUCAAGGACGAGAAGAUCGGCGGGAAGCUUGCCCCGGCGGAGAAGAAGAAGAUUGAGGACGCCGUGGAGGAAGCCAUCAGGUGGCUGGACGGCAACCAGCUGGCGGAGGCGGAGGAGUUCGAAGACAAGAUGAAGGAGCUGGAGGGACUCUGCAAUCCCAUCAUAGCCAAGAUGUACCAGGGCGGCGGAGGAAUGGGUGCUGCCAUGGAUGACGAUGGUGCUCCGGCUUCCGGCGGCGGUGCGGGUCCCAAGAUUGAAGAAGUUGAUUAAAUAUCAUGGAUAAUUGCUUCUUUUUUGCUUUCUCUGCUUACGUCAUGGUCAUUGUCUGUUAAGUGGUGAAUUCUGGUGUUAAAAAUGGUGUCUAGACUUCUAUGUAAUUUUGGUUCUGUUUUCUCCCGUUUUAAUAACAUCUUUUCCUUUGU